AUGAGGCUUUAUACGGCAGGAAGUGCAGAUCCCCUACUGGUUGGUUUAUGUUGGCAAAACUCGACUAAUAGCCCGGACAUGGUCCAACAAGCUAUGGAGAAGGUGAUGCUUAUUCAGGAAAGAUUAUUAGUUGCCUGGAGUCGGCAAAAGUCAUAUGCAAAUAAUCAACAUCGACCUUUAGAAUUUCAAGUUGCCUACGAGCUAGACUUAGCAGUGGAUUUAGAAGCAAUGCAUCCAGUCUUCCAUGUAUCAAUGCUUUACAAGUGCGUUGGUGAUCCAUACCGAGUAUAUCCCAUAGAUGAUAUCCAGGUCACAGAGGAUUUAUCCUACGAAGAGAAACCUAUCGCCAUCCUAGAUCGAAAUAUUAGAAGAUUGCGGACUAAGGAUGUAGCUUUCAUCAAGGUGCUGUGGCGAAAUGAGAAUCGCGAAGAAAUGACCUAG
Molecule: messenger RNA, 441 nt
Organism: Solanum dulcamara
Lineage: Eukaryota; Viridiplantae; Streptophyta; Magnoliopsida; Solanales; Solanaceae
Exons: 2
Coding region: 1-441 (146 amino acids)
Source: RefSeq, a predicted model, not a curated record